AUGUAAAACAAUUUGUUAGAUUAUAAAUAGGAUGAAUAGGCUAUAAAAAAAAUAAUAGAUAAAGAAAUAAAUGGGAAAUCUAAAAGUUUAUUUGAUCCUAACACUUAUUAUACUUAGUUUUAAAAUUUAACUUCAGAUAGUUUAUAAAAAUGUGAAAAAUCAUCAACAUAGAAGGGUGCAAAAGAAAUGAAUGAAUGUAUAAAAUUAUAAUCAAUUGAGUUAAGGCAUAAGUUAUAACUUAAGAUAAAGUAAUUGAAGCAAUAAGAGCAGCAAAUUUUGUAGAAAUUUAGAAUGUCAAUUUUAGAUUCAAAAAGCUGCUAAAAGAAAUUUUGGAAUAAAUAGCAGAAUAAUUGGGAAAUAUAUUUAAGAAUGAAUAUUUAAAAUUAUGGUUAGAAUGGAAAAGUGCAAAGAUAGCAUUAUAAGAAAAAGAAGUCAAAUUGAAGAAUUCAGAAAUGUCUUAAUAAUUAUAAGAAUAAGAACUUAUUUAAAUAAGAACAGAAUUUACAGCAUAAACUGCUUUUCUAAGUUUGAAUAAGGAGCUUGAAACAAAUCUUAAGAAUUUAGAGAAAGAAAAUACUAAUUUGAAAGAGAGUUUAAAGCAUCUUAAUUUAUAUUGUAAUGAAUUGAAAUAGAGUAAUGAAGAACUUAAUAAAAAUUUAAAGAAGCUAGAGUAAUAAUAUGAAGAGGCAAAAUAGAAAUAUGAACAAGAAAUAAAUUAAUUGAAGGAACGUGAAUUAAAUUUAAUAAAGGCUAAUAAGGAUCUUGUUGAUUUUAACAACUAAUUAUAAUCAUAAUUAGAUAAGUAUAGAAAUUUAUAUGAAUUGUAAAACCAGAGAAAUAAUGAUUUAACUGAUUAAGUUAGAUAUUGGAAAUCAACUCAUUAAUAAAGAUUAACGGAUUUAUAAUAAUCAGAAUAAAGAAUAGGAUCAUAGAAAGGUUAUCUUUUUAAAUACAGAAGAGAAGUAUAAGACUUAAAAAGAUUCAAAUUGUAUAGUGAGGAGGCUUAAAAGGAAUUAUCAAAUGCUAGAUAGACAGUUCAUUAAUUAAAUUAAUAGACAGAAUAAUUAAGAUUUAAUUAUGAAAAUGUAAUUCAGCAAAAUUAAAAUAUUUAGACUGAGAAAACAGAAAAUUUAAAUUAAAUAUUAUUGAAAAAUGCUAAAUAAACUAAAAUGACUAAUAAUGAAACAAAUGUUUUUUAUGAGUAGCCAUAAAAAACUAAAUUUGAUUUUCACAGUGUAAAAAAGAUUACACAACCAUCAAUUGAUGAAUAAACAUAGUUUGUAGUAAGUUAUACAAAAGUUCCAAUGUAUUCUAGAACUAAAACAAGAAGUGUUAGUGCAUAGAAAAAUUCUUAAUCAGAGACAGAUACAUCAAAAAAUAAUAUAGGAGGAUUAUAAGAAUUUGAAUUGCUUACACCAUUUACAGAGAGUACACUAAAUUAAUUUAAUUGUAAUUCUGCAUCAAAACAUUCUUCAAGUAAAAAUAAAAGAAUAAAAAGAUAAAAUACAUAAAGUUGA
Molecule: messenger RNA, 1517 nt
Organism: Paramecium sonneborni
Lineage: Eukaryota; Ciliophora; Oligohymenophorea; Peniculida; Parameciidae
Source: the annotation of a GenBank genome assembly